CCUUUCUUAGGCAUCAAAUUUCCCCAUGAAUCUUAAAGCAUAUGACUGUUACCCUCCUCGCCCCCACAGCACGUCCCGGUGUUACAUCACACGUGUCUGCCCACGCUUCUGCACGACCCCUGCGGAUCACGAAAGCCCUCGCCUGGCGCAGGACCGGUGCUGCUAUCACCAAGCCAGAGCUUUGUGGCCAGCCCUCGAGGUGGCUGGUCAUCGGCGGGAGACCGAGCCUGCAGCCGAGCUGCUGCGACGAUUCAGGGGGGUUUUUGGGUGGUUUUUUUUUCCUCCCUCUCAGCCAAUAAGAGCACCCGGAGGCACAUCUUCCCCCGCAGGAAGCAGGGCGGUCGCUCCUCUGGCCGGCGGGCUCCUCUCCUGCAGCGGUGGCGAUGGCACUGAACACCACCUGCAGCUUCGCGGCGCUUUGGUGCCUGGCACUCUGGAGCUUCACCGGGACUUCAGGUGCUACCUACGUCCCACCCCCUCAUUCCACCAUGAAGCCUGGCUCCCCUGUCCCCAUGAACACCGACAACCCUGGCGUUCGCAAGGCAGCUCGCUUUGGGGUUUACAGAUACAACAACAGUUCCAACGACCUCUUUCUGUUCAAGGAGUCACAAAUAAACAAGGCCAUGGUACAGAUUGUCAGAGGGCUGAAAUACAUGCUCCAUGUGGAAAUCAGGCGCACUGUGUGUGAGAAGAGGGAGCACUCCAGCCUGGACAGCUGUCACUUCCAGAGGAAAAAAAGCCUGCAACAGAUGCUGAGAUGCUAUUUUGAGGUCUGGAUGACACCUUGGUUACACAAAGCACGUGUCCCUGUUGCUCUCUGUCACUGACUCGCCUUUCCCCGUGAGAGCCUGACUUACAGGGCCUCUACCACCAUGAGUUCUUCCUUGCCUGGACUGCUGAGGCCAAAACUGAAGUGGGGAACAGCUGUGCAGAAUCACCACAGAGCUCUUCUCUUGAAGCACACCGUUGUUUUUCUCCCUGAGAAAGAUGCUCCAAAGCGACAAAGACAAGACCUGUAUUGACUGAAUUUAUUGCUAUCCAGCUGUGUAUCUGUUUUUCCAAAACUAAACUGCAGAUGAGAGCAUGUUGUCAUUCAUUCAGUAGAGCGUCAUCCGCACUCUGGCUGAAUUUCCAAACGGUGUGAGCACAAGCAGGAAGCUCUGUUGGGACUUGCUUUAUCCUAUGACGAAUCUCCAUGCAGCUGUGAUGUAAACAAGUCUAAACCACAGCACAUGUGACUACAACACUGAGGAAAGCAUUACAACAGUGGGAUAGUUUGCUCGGGGAUACAUACACACACACACACACACACACACA
Molecule: messenger RNA, 1317 nt
Organism: Tyto alba (common barn owl)
Lineage: Eukaryota; Metazoa; Chordata; Aves; Strigiformes; Tytonidae
Gene: CST7
Product: cystatin F
Exons: 4
Coding region: 384-827 (147 amino acids)
Biological process (GO): immune response; positive regulation of myelination; negative regulation of microglial cell activation
Cellular component (GO): endoplasmic reticulum; late endosome; Golgi apparatus
Molecular function (GO): cysteine-type endopeptidase inhibitor activity
Source: RefSeq, a predicted model, not a curated record